UCUCACCAAUCACUCCAAUUCCUUUCUUUAUAUAACUUAAUCACCAAGAAAUUUUAAAAACUUCAUUGUCACCUUUCAAUGUGUUAUAGUUGUAGUGGUUGUGAACAAAUAUUAAAAUAAUAAUCCCUUACCUUCACCCUCCCCUCCUUUCAAAAACCUUACUCACAUUAAUUUCUCUUCCUCUUUAUACCAAAAAAAGCAUAUAUUAUAAACUAUACUAUAUAAAAAAAAUGGUUGAUCCACGAAGAUACCAUUACCAACCCACAAUUUCUUUUCCAGUUUCUGAUAAUAUAUCAUCACAACAAAAACCUCACACCAACAACAACAACAACAACAUUUGUCAAACAAAAAACAUCAACAAUGAUCCACAUGAAUCUGGUAUGUGUUCUCCUCCUUUAUGGACAACAAAGAGUAAAAGCAACAACUACAGAAGUCUUUCUCCUGAGUCAAAGACAGAAGCCAUUGAAAGAGGUCAAAGAGAGUUAAUGGAAAUGGUCAAGAACAUGCCAGAGUCAAGCUAUGAACUCACUCUAAAAGAUCUUGUAGAGGAACAACAUCACCAUCAUCAUCAUCAUCAUCAUGUUGAAGAAAACAACAACAACAAUAUCAAUAGGGUGGUAAAGCAGAAGAGUUUGAAUAACAAAAAGGCCAUGAAAAGAGAAGGGAUGAUGGAUAAGAGAAGUAUUAGUACCGGCCAUGGGAAUAUUGAUAGUGGAGGAUUUUAUCUGAAAAUGGUUUUUCCAAUUUCUUUAGGAUCAUCAAAGAAACAAUAUAAUUACAAGAAGAAUAAAGAGUCAUUGGUUAAUGAUAAUAAGAAUAAUUCAAAGGUUUCUCCUAGAACAUCAUCAGUUUCUGAUCAUGGAUCUGUUAAUAAUAAAGAUUGGUGGAAGAAGAAGAAGAGUGGUUCAGAAUGUGGAGGUGAAAGUGAUCAUAGUGCUAGCACCAAAAGAUCCAGUAGUAUCAGUACCAGCAGCAGUUGCAGCAGCCGGAGUAAUACUAGCAGGCAUGAAAUAAGUGCUAGUAGUUGUUGGCCUUUCACACGAAGGUCUGAAACCCUAUCACAGAAGUAAGUUUGUUUGAAAAACAUGAAAAAUCAGUGUGAAGAAUAAUGGUGGAACAAAAGCUAUAUACACUUGAGCUUCUGAGAAUCACAGUAAUGGUUGCAUACUGCUUAAUCAAACACAUGCUAAGUGUUCUGUAUGAUAUUUUGGGCUGCAUAAUAUUUGCAAAAUAUUGUAUGAAAUAUUAUGUAUUUGUAUCAUUGUUAUUUGAAAUUUAGAGACAUGGGAGCAUGUAAAACCAAGUAUGCAAAUACUGGAUUUGAACUACACUAUGAAAUAUGUAUUAUUAUAUUU
Messenger RNA from Lathyrus oleraceus (garden pea), 1355 nucleotides. RefSeq lists its product as uncharacterized. The record is from RefSeq and is a predicted model, not a curated record. The transcript has 2 exons. Lineage: Eukaryota; Viridiplantae; Streptophyta; Magnoliopsida; Fabales; Fabaceae. Bases 231 to 1070 code for a protein of 279 amino acids.